This is a messenger RNA of Alternaria arborescens, 1515 nucleotides long. Its product is annotated as Aspartyl aminopeptidase. Gene Ontology annotation, biological process: proteolysis. Lineage: Eukaryota; Fungi; Ascomycota; Dothideomycetes; Pleosporales; Pleosporaceae. Gene Ontology annotation, molecular function: zinc ion binding; metalloaminopeptidase activity. The transcript is spliced from 3 exons. The coding region runs from base 1 to 1515 and encodes 504 amino acids. Gene Ontology annotation, cellular component: fungal-type vacuole. The record is from RefSeq and is a predicted model, not a curated record.
AUGUCGACUAAGCCCUCUCUUAAAGCUGCCGAGGACUUCCUCUCCUUCGUCAAUGCUUCGCCUACACCAUUCCACGCUGUCAAGUCAGCAAAAGAAAGGUUAGAGAAGGCCGGCUUCAAGCAAAUCAAAGAGCGCGACUCAUGGGCACCCACCCUCCAGCCCGGAGGCAAGUACUACCUCACCCGUAACACAUCCUCCAUCGUCGCUUUCGCUAUCGGCAACAAAUGGAAGGCCGGCAACCCCAUCGCCAUGAUUGGCGCCCAUACCGACUCUCCAUGCCUACGCAUCAAGCCUGUGUCUAAGCGAACAGGCGACGGCUUCAUUCAAGUAGCCUGUGAGACAUAUGGCGGUGGUCUCUGGCACACCUGGUUCGAUCGCGACCUCAGUAUCGCAGGUCGUGCUAUGGUACGAACAAAGGAUGGCAACAUUGAGCAGCGCCUGGUCAAGGUUGAGAGGCCAAUCUUGCGGAUACCCACUCUAGCCAUCCAUUUGGACCGCCAGGAGAACUUCCAGUUCAACAAAGAGACACAGCUAUUUCCUAUUGCUGGCCUGGUCGCUGCAGAGUUGAACCGCCAGGGUAAGACCGAUGAGACCAAGGAGGAUAGCAAGGACACAGAGACCGAGGGCCCACUCGCUGCCCCAACUGCAAGGCACCACCCCUACAUCAUCGACAUCAUCGCCGAGGAGGCCGGCGCCGAGCCAAGUGACAUAGUAGACUUUGAGAUGGUUCUGUACGACACACAGAAGUCGGUCAUUGGUGGCCUGAACAAUGAGCUCAUUUUCUCUCCGCGACUGGACAACCUCAUGAUGACCUACUGCAGCGUCGAGGGUAUCAUCAAGAGUCUUUCUGCAUCAUCCGCAUUAGAGAACGACUCGACCAUCCGACUCAUCGCAUGCUUCGACCAUGAAGAAAUUGGCUCCCAGACUGCACAGGGAGCCGACUCAAACCUGUUGCCUGCUGUAAUCCGCCGCCUGUCAGUCCUACCCGCCUCUGACAGCAACUCGGACAAGUCUUUUGAGAAGGUUGAAGCGGAUACUGCUACCGCUUACGAGCAAACGCUGGCCACAUCGUUCUUGAUCUCCGCCGACAUGGCCCACUCGGUGCACCCCAACUACCCGGCCAAGUACGAGUCCCAACAUAGGCCAGAGAUGAACAAGGGCACUGUCAUCAAGAUCAAUGCCAAUGCCCGGUACGCCACCAACUCACCAGGUAUCGUCUUGCUUCAGGAGGCAGCUCGGCGCGCGAAAGCGGCGUCUUACAAUCCAAAGUCGGCCAAAGAAGGUGUCCCGCUCCAGCUCUUUGUCGUCCGCAAUGACUCUUCCUGUGGUAGCACCAUCGGUCCCAUGCUGUCAGCAGCGAUGGGCGCUCGCACUCUUGAUCUAGGUAACCCUCAGCUCAGCAUGCACAGCAUCCGCGAGACUGGCGGUGCGCAUGAUGUUGAACAUGCCGUCAAUCUGUUCGACAGCUUCUUCGAAAACUUUGAGGAACUUGAGAAGAAGAUUAUUGUGGAUUGA